AUGUUAACACUUGCCGAACCACUUUCAUCUGGUAGUGGACAGCAACAUAAGCAGAAUGGCGGAGUACUUGAUACACUUCACAGUGACAUACCGAAACUUAAACAAGUGAUUGAUUUGUUGCUUAAAGAUAUUCAACAAGGAAAACAUUUAUUGCUAGUCGAGAACCAGGGAUUGCAAAAUAAAAAUAUCGCAAACAGACUGUUACAGAUUUUAAACCACCCUACGGAAUAUUUGCAAUUACACCGCGAUAUAACGAUACAGUCUUUGAUAGAACAGCCAAAUCACGAAACCGGCAUGUACGAGGAUUCACCACUGAUUAAAGCCGUUAAAUAUGGUUGCGUCCCAGUGGUCACCACUGCUGUGUUCGGUGGUUAUGGCACGGGACCACAUUCUGCUACAGCUGUAGCCACAGGUUCAGCCGUCACCACGGCAACAGCAUUGACUUAUAGUAAGGGUAGCUCGACUGCUACGGCAACUGCUUCCGGUUCGUCAGUAGCCAUUGCCAUAGCACACUCAUACGACGCAGGAGUAGUCAACGCCACAGUGACCACUUGUGGCUCAUCAGUUAGCUGGGGCACAGCAGACGCAUACAAUGCAGGACGCGCCACUGCUACAGUAACCUCUACUGGUUCAUCUGUUGCCGGCGCCAUAGCAAGAGCACAAGACUCAGGAGUUGCUACCGCCACGGCAUCCACUACUGGCUCAGCGUCCGUCAAGGCCAGAGCAACAAGUUAG
Parnassius apollo (apollo) is the source of this 735-nucleotide messenger RNA. NCBI's taxonomy places the organism in Eukaryota, Metazoa, Arthropoda, Insecta, Lepidoptera, Papilionidae. The record is from the annotation of a GenBank genome assembly.